This is a messenger RNA of Otolemur garnettii (small-eared galago), 948 nucleotides long. Its product is annotated as olfactory receptor 2W3-like. Bases 1 to 948 code for a protein of 315 amino acids. Gene Ontology annotation, molecular function: G protein-coupled receptor activity; olfactory receptor activity. Gene Ontology annotation, biological process: G protein-coupled receptor signaling pathway. The record is from RefSeq and is a predicted model, not a curated record. NCBI's taxonomy places the organism in Eukaryota, Metazoa, Chordata, Mammalia, Primates, Galagidae. Gene Ontology annotation, cellular component: membrane. The transcript has a single exon.
AUGGAUGGAACCAAUGACAGCUCCCCAAACCAUUUCAUCCUUUUGGGGUUUUCUGACCGCCCCCAUCUGGAGAGAAUACUCUUUCUGGUCCUCUUGAUCGCAUAUCUCCUCACCCUAGUAGGCAAUACCACCAUCAUCCUGGUAUCCCGGCUGGAUCCCCAUCUUCACACCCCCAUGUACUUCUUCCUCACCCACCUCUCCUUCUUGGACCUCAGUUUCACCACCAGCUCCAUACCCCAGCUGCUCUACAAUCUUCAUGGACGUGAUAAGACCAUCAGCUAUGUAGGCUGUGCCAUCCAGCUUUUCCUGUUCUUGGGUCUGGGAGGUGUGGAGUGCCUGCUCCUGGCUGUCAUGGCAUAUGACCGAUUUGUUGCUGUCUGCAGGCCCCUACACUACAUGACUGUUAUGCAUCCACAGCUCUGUCUGGGUUUAGUGUCCCUUGCUUGGGGCUGUGGAGUGGCCAACUCUUUGAUCAUGUCUCCAAUGACAUUGUGGUUGCCUCGCUGUGGGUACCACAAGGUGGACCACUUCCUGUGUGAGAUGCCAGCCCUGAUACGGAUGGCCUGCAUCAACACAGCUGCUGUUGAAGGCAUAGCCUUUAUUCUGGCAGUGGGUAUUGUGCUGUCACCCUUGAUGUUUAUUUUGGUAUCUUAUGGUUACAUAGUGAGGGCUGUGUUAAGUAUCCAGUCAUCUUCAGGAAGACACAAAGUCUUCAACACUUGUGGCUCCCAUCUCACUGUGGUCUCACUUUUCUAUGGAAAUAUCAUCUACAUGUACAUGCAACCAGGAACUAGGUCCUCCAAGGACCAGGGAAAAUUCCUCACCCUGUUUUACAACAUUGUCACACCACUCCUUAAUCCUCUCAUCUAUACUCUCAGAAACAAAGAAGUGAAAGGGGCAUUGAGAAGAUUGAUUUGGGGAAAUUCAAGUUUCAGAAAGAAAUUAUAG